Messenger RNA from Marmota flaviventris (yellow-bellied marmot), 1463 nucleotides. The record is from RefSeq and is a predicted model, not a curated record. Lineage: Eukaryota; Metazoa; Chordata; Mammalia; Rodentia; Sciuridae.
CUUGGAAAGGACUAUAACAAUGAGCUGAACUUGGACAAUGGGUCUAAGUCCCCCUCGAAGAGCAGCAGCAGCAACAGCAGCAGCAGCUUGACCCCAGAAAAUGCCCCUCCUGCUGAGGAAGACAACGCUCUAUCGCUGUUGCAAACCUUCGUCCACCUGUUGAAAUGCAAUGUUGGCACUGGGCUCCUGGGGCUUCCCCUGGCCAUAAAAAAUGCCGGCUUACUGGUUGGGCCCAUCAGCCUGCUGGCCAUCGGAAUCCUCACAGUGCACUGCAUGGUCAUCUUGCUGAACUGCGCUCACCACCUCUCUCAGAGAUUGCAGACGACUUUUGUGAACUAUGGGGAGGCCACAAUGUACAGCCUGGAAACCUGCCCCAGCCCCUGGCUGAGGUCCCAUUCGGUGUGGGGAAGGUACACUGUCAGCUUCUUAUUGAUCAUCACCCAGCUGGGCUUCUGCAGUGUUUAUUUUAUGUUUAUGGCAGACAAUUUACAACAGAUAGUAGAAGAAGUCCAUGUCACCUCCAACACCUGCCAGCCCAGGAAGUUCCUGGUGCUGACCCCCAUCCUGGACAUUCGUAUCUACAUGCUGACAAUCCUGCCCUUCCUGAUCAUGUUGGUGUUUAUCCAGAACCUCAAGGUGCUGUCUGUCUUCUCAACAAUGGCCAACAUCACCACCCUGGGGAGCAUGAUCCUGAUCUUUGAGUAUAUCAUCCAGGACAUUCCAGAUCCAAGCAACCUGCCCCUGAUGGCAAACUGGAAGACCUUCUUGCUGUUCUUUGGUACUGCCAUCUUCACAUUUGAAGGCGUUGGUAUGGUUCUGCCUCUCAAAAACCAGAUGAAGAAUCCACAGCAUUUCCCCCUUGUUCUGUACGUGGGGAUGUCCCUUGUCAUCUUUCUCUAUUCCUGCCUGGGAAUCCUGGGCUACAUGAAGUUUGGGUCAGACACUCAGGCCAGCAUCACCCUCAACUUGCCCACCUGCUGGUUGUACCAGUCGGUCAAGCUGAUGUACUCCGUGGGCAUCUUCUUCACCUACGCCCUCCAGUUCCACGUCCCAGCUGAGAUCAUCAUCCCGUUUGCCGUCUCUCAGGUGCCAGAGAACUGGGCACUGUUUGUAGACCUGUCUGUCCGCACAGCCUUGGUCUGUCUCACCUGUGUCUCAGCCAUCCUCAUCCCCCACUUGGACCUGGUCAUCUCCCUAGUGGGCUCUGUGUGCAGCAGUGCCCUGGCCCUCAUCAUCCCACCCCUCCUGGAGAUCAUCACCUUUUACUCUGAGGACAUAAGCUGUGCCACCAUUGCAAAGGACAUCAUGAUCAGCAUCCUGGGCUUUUUGGGGUGUAUUUUUGGAACAUACCAAGCCUUCUAUGAGUUGACCCAACCCAUUAACCAUUCCAUGGCCAACUCUACAGGUGUCUAUAUGCAUCAUUUUUAAUUUUUAUUCUAAUAGCUUCCCCUUCCUCCUACCCC